Equus quagga is the source of this 3735-nucleotide messenger RNA. RefSeq names its product thromboxane A synthase 1 (gene TBXAS1). Gene Ontology annotation, molecular function: oxidoreductase activity, acting on paired donors, with incorporation or reduction of molecular oxygen; thromboxane-A synthase activity; iron ion binding. The record is from RefSeq and is a predicted model, not a curated record. The transcript is spliced from 13 exons. The coding region runs from base 118 to 1719 and encodes 533 amino acids. Lineage: Eukaryota; Metazoa; Chordata; Mammalia; Perissodactyla; Equidae.
UUGAUGUGAUGUUUUCUUGGUCUCCCAUUCCUUCUUCCAUCUGGUUCCUGUAACAGCAGGGCUCCCAGCCUCCCUCUUUCCUCUGGAGGACCACCCCUCUAGGGUCUCUGAGGAACAAUGGAAGUCUUGAGCUUUCUCCAACUAGAAGUGAAUGGCCUCAUGGUGACGGUGGCCCUGUCAGUGGUCCUCUUGGCCCUCUUGAAAUGGUAUUCCAUGUCAGCAUUUUCAAGACUGGAGAAGUUGGGCAUCAGACAUCCCAAACCUUCUCCUUUUAUUGGAAACCUGAUGUUUUUCCGCCAGGGUUUCUGGGAAAGCCAAAUGGAGCUCAGAAAACUAUACGGACCUCGGUGUGGGUACUAUUUUGGUCGUCGCAUGGUUAUCGUCAUCUCUGAGCCAGACAUGAUCAAGCAGGUGUUGGUUGAGAACUUCAGUAACUUUACCAACAGAAUGGCAUCGGGUUUGGAGUCCCAGCCGGUAGCCAACAGCAUCCUGUUUUUACGUGACAAAAGAUGGGAAGAGGUCAGAAGCGUCCUGACUUCUGCUUUGAGUCCUGAAAAGCUGAAUGAGAUGAUGCCCCUGAUCAGCCAAGCCUGCGACCUGCUCCUGGCUCAUUUACAACGCUAUGCAGAAUCAGGAGAUGCUUGCAACAUCCAGAGGUGCUACUGCUGCUACACCACAGAUGUGGUUGCCAGCAUCGCCUUUGGCACCCAGGUGGACUCCCAAACGGCUCCCGAGGACCCCUUUGUGGAGCACUGUAGGCGUUUCUUUGCAUUCUCCAUCCCCAGACCUAUCCUGGUUUUAAUCUUAUCAUUUCCAUCCAUAAUGGUCCCACUGGCCCGGAUUUUGCCCAAUAAGAACCGAGAUGAACUGAAUGGCUUUUUUAACAAACUCAUUAGGAAUGUGAUUGCCUUGCGGGACCAGCAAGCAGCAGAAGAGAGGCGGAGAGACUUUCUCCAAAUGGUCCUGGAUGCCCGACAUUCUGUCGCCUCUGUGGGCGUGGAGAACUUUGACAUCGUCAGACAAGUCUUUUCCUCCACCAAAUCCACAGCAAAUCCUUCUCAGCGACACCAGCCCAGACCCCUGUCCAAGCCUUUGACUGUGGAUGAGGUCGUGGGCCAGGCCUUCAUCUUCCUCAUCGCUGGCUACGAGAUUGUCACCAACACCCUCUCUUUCGCCACUUACCUCCUGGCCACCAACCCUGACUGCCAAGAGAAGCUUCUGAGAGAGGUGGACCGUUUUAAUGAGAAACAUACGGCCCCGGAGUACUGCAGCCUCCAGGAAGGACUGCCCUACCUGGACAUGGUGAUCAGAGAGACCUUGAGGAUGUACCCCCCAGCUUUCAGGUUCACACGGGAGGCGGUGCAGGACUGUGAGCUGCUGGGGCAGCGCAUCCCCGCGGGCACCGUGAUAGAGACAGCCGUGGGCGCGCUGCACCACGACCCCGAGCACUGGCCGCGCCCCGAGGCCUUCGACCCCGAGAGGUUCACGGCCGAGGCCUGGCGGCGCCGGCGGCCCUUUACGUACCUGCCGUUCGGUGCGGGCCCGCGGAGCUGCCUCGGGGUGCGGCUGGGGCUGCUGGAGGUCAAGCUGACGCUGCUCCACUUGCUGCGCAAGUUCCGGUUCGAAGCCUGCGCGGAGACCCAGGUACCACUGCAGCUAGAAUCCAAAUCUGCCCUGGGUCCAAAAAAUGGCGUCUACAUCAAGAUUGUCCCUCGCUGACACAGUCCAUGUUAUGAGGGCACUCCCUAAUUCAAAGAAAACCUUCAUGUGGAAAUUCAGAUUUUUGGAAAAACAUCACUGAAGCAAUUGAAAGGGUACCUGGCAUGCAAGUAUAAAAGAGGACAUUUACGUAACACUUCCUAAAUGCUUAAUAAAUGGCUGUUGCACUUAACUUUGACUUUACCAAUGGUGUCUGAACCACAGGUCCACCUCUCUCAAUAAGGGAUUGCUGAUAAAUAGGCAAAAAUGUAGUUUUGACAAAACAUAUGAGAAGCUGGUGUUUUGAAGGAAGUCCUGGCCGUGGAUGGAAGGAAUCUAUAUAUAGGGCAGGAGACAAGGACACUCAGGUGAGCUGUCCUGAUGGCACCAGCUCAUGGGCCUUUUCAGCUUCUGGUGCAUUGUGGUGUUUGACUUAAUGACAUCAGAAGCUCAACUUCAAAAGUGGCUCAAAAGCUUUAUCAUGCUUUGAUUUUCCUAGGUAGGGUAAUACCAACUUUAUAAUAAGCUCCAAUGUGUAGAAAAGUGAGAGAGGCUGAAAUGUACUUUCUCUUUUAAAGAGGAUCAUAUCUUUCAAUUUUGAUCAAAGAAUCAAAAUAGGUGAAUUUUAGUACAAGUAAAUAUUGUGUCACUAAGAAGUUCAAAUUCAACAAAGAACUUGCAAACUGAAUCCCAAAUCUGCCACCAGCAGCCAUGUGGCUGUUGGUCUUUCCACGUCCCUCUGCCUCAUUUUCCUCAUCUGUGAAACAGGGAGGCUGACCUAGAUCAAAGACCCCUUCCUCUGUUCAACAUCUGAGCAGCAUUAAGGGGCUGAAUGUCGUAGAGGUAACAGAGCAGGGAUCUGUGAGCACAGACACGGAUGCGAUACCAGAGGCUGACCCACCUUUAGAAAGUUAGGCUUUCAGGAGAGCUGGCAGAACAGGUUUCCACACAUCCACGUCUGUGAAUGUUGCUUUCGCUGUUUGAUCCUCCACCGCUGCAGCCCAGAGCAUCCCAUGCUUCCCCCAUAGCGCUCCCCGGAGCCCCCUUCUCUCUCUCUGGCCUCCCCAGAGGGCAGCCUCAUUCCCCAGCACUGUCCCAGACCUCUGAGAGGUCUGGCCAGCCCAUCGCAUAGCCUCUCCACGCCCUUACCGCUGCCACCUGCUCAUCUCUGUGACCCAGCCCCUCCAAGAUGCCUGGCCCCGGGGCUCAGACUCACUGGAGAAAACUAUACAUUCCUCUUCCUGGUGACCAUCUGCCUCCCCUGACUGCCCCGCCCCUCUCCUCCAAUCCCCACAGAACCUCAUCCUGCAAAAGGGCCCAACUCUUAGCCCCUUGGCUUCCCUCUCCUUCUUGGUCCAGGUGGUCACCAUCUUCAAACACAGCAGUGGGGCUUCCUCAUGUAUUAGACUCGCUGGGCUCCCAGCCAUUCCAGUUUCAACUCACAAUCCUUAGCUCUGCUUAAAUCCCACUGUUCAUGCCCAACACCAACUAUACAGGGCAGGAAAUGGCAGGAAACUGCACUGACAAGGUCCUCCACCAGACCCUUUAGCUGUAACCCAAGUGGGUCUUCAUAACUUUCUUGUCAACUAUACACCCACACACUUGCCCUGGAUCCCACUACCUCUUUGCACACAAGGUUCUGAGAGUUAUGGUCAUUUUGACUUCUCCUCAACACAAUGCCCACGCCCUCCUGCACCCACAGGAACAACUUGCUGCAACCCCACCCCUGGCUACAUAAACCCUGUUCUCCUCUCAAAUUUCCAGUCCAAAUAGUUACUCUUCCUGACUUGCUUUCUCAAAGGUCAACAAAUCCAGGGACUUCUGCAGUCUUCAUAGCUUCCUUGAGUUUUCUGGAGCAUUUGAUCACCUCCCACCUCAGGUUCCUCUUGCCUUUCUUCCAUCCAUGUUCCCAAAUGGACCAUUCCUGCUUCCCACUUCUCAGCUCCCAGCAGCCAGAUGGUUAAAAAGUAUAUGAUCCGGGGAGAUGAACAGACAUUUCUCCAAAGAAGAUAUACGGAUAGCCAAUAGACACAUGGA